AUGUCAUCCGAACCAGGUGUCCCGACACGCCCGCCGGCGGAGCCAACGACUCAGGUGGCUGAUGCUGGUUCGUCCACGGAAACGAGGAAAAAGAAGAGUAAGAAAAAGGGCGCAGCUGUUUCCAAAGAAUCCAUAGAUAAAAUGCUGGCGGAUAUGAAGCAGAGGAGCACCCACCCUCCCCCCAGUCUCACACCCGCUCCCCAACCAGCUCCCCCUCAACCAUCUGCUCCUGAGCCACCCGCUCCUGAGCCACUUGUGCUACCUGGAGGCACCUCCACCUCACCGGCCAUUGCCGCCAGCGCUGGUGUGGCAGCAUCCAUCUCAACGGCCCCCUCCUUUUCUGCUUUGGCAGCAGAAGAGCCGUCGCCCCAGCCAUCAUCUGUCCCUGCAGCACCCAAGCCUCCGACAACGACAACGACGACACCGGACAGCCGCCAGGCUGCUGAAGACACUGAAAUGGCUGGUCCCUCGGAUGACGCCGGAUCCGGUGCCAAGCGUCGUAUGUCGGGCCCAUCUCCAUCAAAGCCGGAUGCCAAGAGACCGGCUCUGGAGGACUCGGGCAGACCCGUGGCUGCGCCAAGGCCAACUGAGGACAUCCGACCAAACGUACAGGCUGCACUGCCAAUUUCAAUGGAUCCGCCCCCGAUCUCGCUCACACCGGUGCCUGGUUCGACAACGGCGCAAGCCCGUCCGGUGCCAGUUCUUCCGGCGUCCAAGGACUUUGGUGAUCAGGUCGAUUACCUCCUCAACUUUGUCGAUGGUGAAGCCCUCAGUGCUUUGUUCGCGUCUGCCGAAGAGACGUUCAAAGGUCAAGGUGUGCAGGGGAUGACCAUCCUCCAACAGGCAGUGCAGAAGCGGGUUGCAGAGCGUCCGGCUGGGCCAAGUGGCACGCCCGUCAGACAGGCUAACUUUUACUUCGGGAUCAACGCCCCCCUGAGCAUGCCCCCUCGUCGAGUUUAUUACGAGUUUUGA
Messenger RNA from Coniophora puteana RWD-64-598 SS2, 972 nucleotides. RefSeq lists its product as uncharacterized. The transcript is spliced from 3 exons. The record is from RefSeq and is a predicted model, not a curated record. Bases 1 to 972 code for a protein of 323 amino acids. NCBI's taxonomy places the organism in Eukaryota, Fungi, Basidiomycota, Agaricomycetes, Boletales, Coniophoraceae.